AUGGCAGGUCACACUUUUGGCCUCACGGCGCGACACAUCCAGGACCAUGCGAAUGCCUCGAAUAGCAUUCCCCACUGGGGGUAUGCCGAUCGUGUCAUGCCGUGUACCAACGAUCCGGGAUCCUGCACGUAUCUCGAUGUUGUGUAUGCCGCUCACGAUUUGGGAAUGUACUACACCGGAAUCAUCUGGGCGACCAUCGGCGGCAUCUUGCUCUUCUGGGCUGUUGGACGUCACUUUUCCCGCUCGCAGCCAUCGGGCGUGCAGAUCCCGCUUGAGGCUGGAGAAGAGGUGAAGGAAAAAGGCAGCUCGUGGGAGCGGUUGCAGAAGGCGAUCCCCUCGUACGCGAGACAGUACCUCUUGCCGGAUGCCUCCAGAUUCAUCUUCGGAAGAGUCACCAGGACGCAGGUUCUGACACUCCUCGUUUUGACCGGAUAUUUGACAAUCUUCUCUUUCGUGGGCAUGGUAUACGGAAAAUGGGUCACACCAGUCAAAAAGAUGCCCGGUGUCUACAACACGCGAACGACCCUUGGUCCCUGGUCUGACCGGAUCGGCGUCCUAGCUUAUGCGCUUACGCCCCUCUCGAUCAUGUUGUCGAGCCGCGAGUCGAUCUUGUCACUAGUCACCGGAUUGCCAUACCAGAGCUUUAACUUCCUGCACCGAUGGCUCGGAUACAUCAUUUUCGCACAGUCUUUCUUCCACACGCUGGGAUGGAUCCUUGUUGAGACAUGGCUCUACCAGCCUCAGCCAAAGGUCGCGGUGGAAUGGAUCGUCCAAAAGUAUAUGGUCUGGGGUUGCGUUGCGAUUAUCCUCCUCGUUCUGCUUGUUGCCCUAUCCACACCAUGGGGCAUCCGACUGACCGGCUAUGAAUUCUUCCGUAAAGCACACUACGUCCUGGCCAUGCUUUACAUUGGCGCUUGCUGGGGCCACUGGCAUCAAUUGCAGGUGUUCCUCCUCCCCGAGACAUACCUUGUUUGGUUCAUCGACCGUGGCAUCCGGCUCGUCAGGACCGCAUUGUUGCAUUACAACUUCCUGCCUUCAGGACACAUGGGCUUCCGUGCCGCUCCAGCCAACAUCACCUUUUUCAAGGAUUCAAUCAAUGGCGAUGUUGUGCGACUGGACUUUGACCACCCGCACGAUGCUUGGGACGUCGGUCAGCACUUCUACCUCAUGUUCCCCGAGAGCAGCAUCUGGCAAUCGCACCCCUUCACACCACUCAGCCAGCCCGUGUAUGGCCAAGAUACUCAACGGCACUCGUACAUCUUCCGCGCCAAGAAGGGCGAGACGAAGAAGAUUGCUGCGCUGUCCGCUAAGCGUGCCGCGCGCUCCAACGACCACGAGGAAUCGCACGAGGGCUUGAUGGCCGACGCCAGACUCUCCGUUGUGCUCACUGGCCCCUACGGCGAACGCACAAUGCGCGAUCUCCCCGUCGACUCGAACAUUCUCUGCAUUGCCGGUGGCACAGGUAUCACUUACGUUCUCCCCGUCCUUCUUGACCUUGCCAGCCGCCCACAAUCCCUGGACCGCCGCAUGUCCCUGAUCUGGGUCGUUCGUCACCGUCGCGAUAUUGACUGGGUCGCACCCGAACUCGCCGUCUUGAAGCGCAAGUGCCCCAACCUGCGCACCGGAAUCCACAUCUAUGUCACCCGUGCUGUCGAAGACGUCGACCCAUCCGCUCCUGCUGUAUCUGAGAAAGCAACCGUGAAUGACUGUUCCAAGGAAAUCGAACCAGCCUCCUCCAACUCUGAAUCAUCAUCCGCAUCCCUCUCUUCAGCACUCUCGGUCCACGGUGUUUCGAAGGCUGAGUUGGGUCUGAACCACUACGACGCGCGACCAAGUCUCGCUACAUUGGUGCCCGAGUUCAUUAACACGACUGUACGAGGCAGGACCGAUGUGUUUGCGUCCGGGCCGGGCGAGAUGAUUAGUGACUUGAGGAGCAUCGUUGCUGCAUCGAACAAGGGUGGAGAGGUCUGGAAGGGCGAGGACAGGUGGGAUGUACGGCUGACGUGCGACGAUCGGUUGGAGUGGUAG
Molecule: messenger RNA, 2028 nt
Organism: Parastagonospora nodorum SN15
Lineage: Eukaryota; Fungi; Ascomycota; Dothideomycetes; Pleosporales; Phaeosphaeriaceae
Exons: 1
Coding region: 1-2028 (675 amino acids)
Biological process (GO): intracellular iron ion homeostasis; iron ion transport; copper ion import
Cellular component (GO): plasma membrane
Molecular function (GO): ferric-chelate reductase activity
Source: RefSeq, a predicted model, not a curated record